GUAAACAAAGACACACCGGCAGGUAGUUUGCUGAUUUAUCGACCAAGUUACCGAUUUAAAAUCCAAUUAUACCCCAGAAAAAUCAACCCCAAACCAGGCAACGUUCACUGCAAGUCCGCAAAGGAGAACUGCUUGCACGAAAGACAAGCAGCUGAACGAGAAUCCAUAAACAAAAUGUCUAAAUCACAGUGCAAGAAAAAGGAGGCGCUUUCAAGCAAGGUGAAUUUCUCCAGCAGACAGUCGAGGACGACAUCCCAGAUGUGCUCCUCGUUUGAGAGCCAGGCGAAUGUCAGAAGCAAGACCUCGGUCUGGCCGGAGUGGAGCGAUGCUGAGGUGGACAGAGAGAGAUGGGACUCCAGCAAAGCACCAGAUGAAGGGAAGAGGACGAAGAGCCCGGUCACUCAGUUCUUUGAAGAUCCAGAAGGUAAAAUAAAGCUUCCUAAAUCUCUGAAAGUCUGUUCCUGGAAGCGCCCAGUGGAUUUCUUGAGCGACAAGACUCCGCUGGUCGUUGAGGAGAGGGAGCGCUUUGAUCUGAUCGGCCCCAACAAUCACUUAAUUUGCAGCGAGCUGAUGAGGUGGAUUAUCAGUGAGAUCUAUAUCGUCUGGUCAGUGUGUAACCGCACUGAAGAUUGGAGUCCUUGGGAGCAUAUCUACUCGCUGUGCAAGGUCACGAAAGGUCACGUGCCGCUCUACAAUAGCUACGGGAAAUAUGUGGUCCGACUGUAUUGGAUGGGUUGUUGGAGGAAGAUAACGGUGAAUGAUUUGAUGCCGUUUGAUGAGGAUAAUAAUCUGCUGCUUCCAGCGUCCUCCCGUCAAUCAGAGCUGUGGCCCAUGUUGUUGGCCAAAGCGCUUAUUAAAAUCGCCAACACAAAUCCGGUGUUGGAUACUGAAGGAGAAAUGAGGGACUUUUCCUUUAUCCACAACCUCACCAGCUGGAUCCCCGAAAUCACCGCCAUUAAACUUGGCAACAUGAGUAAAAUCUGGGAUGUUUUACAAGAGUACUUACCAGUGUUAACUCAACCAGAGGAGGCACCAUCAAAGGAGGCGGUGGGGGAAGAUGAGUCACCUCAGCUGAGUGGAUGCAUCCAGGGGCAAACUGGCAAGUCUGGGUCAGAUGACGGUUUAUCUGACUUCCCUGACCAAACGGUGUGUGCCGCGUACUACAAUGACCUGUCAAGGAAGAAUUCCUCUGGGUUUAAGCAAAUGGCGGAUGUGUCUGAAUAUCUGCGGCGCUACGAGCUCUCUCUGCUGCUCAGCCACAUCGUCCUUCUGACUAGAACCCGGGAAUGUCCGUCCGAGCCCGCGCUGAAACCAGCAACUGUGCCCCGUUGGAAACUCAUACGCCCACGCAAGGAGAUUGUGAUCACAGACGAGCCGCACUUGACCCCGGUGCCAAAACCAGAGGAGUUUAUCGAGAUUUCCAGCCCUUUCAUUUCCGCAAAGACGGGUGAACACACUGACCCGGAGAUAGAGGUCAAGCCCUCGCCCAAGAGGAAGUGGUCCUGUAUGUCCCUUCUGAUGUCCAUCGCUGAGGGACAGAAUGAGAACAGAGAGCAAGAAUGCCAAAUGUUGUCUCAAAAGUCUGCGAGCAGCGUGACUGAAAUAGAGGUUCCAUCAGAGGACGUGAAGAAGGGCGAAGUCUCCCACGCAAUAGCAGAACCACACUCAGCUACUGAAGCAGGGGAGACCCCGCUUCCUGUAGAACCUCUACUUAAAGAGAUCUGGAUUGACAAGGAUGACUUUGCUCAGUGCUUCCAGACUCUACUGGUGUUCCAUAAACCUCAAAAAUAUGAACAUCACCGCCAGGCCACAUGUUUGAAGAGCACCAUCUUGACCAAAGCCUCGUGCCUGGCUGCAUCAUCUUCAAGUUCUCUGUCAAAUGAACCCACCAGUGGGUUGUUUUCAGUGGCUGGACCUGAAAGUGCGGAAGUCAGAGGCGUUCACUACCUGUGCAUGGACAGUCUGGAACCAUCUGAGAUCCUCAUCAGCUUCUCUGCUGUGCUUCUCUGGGGAGAGAGUGCAGAGGAAAGGAAGCACUGGACUUCCUCUGGUGCUGUUCUCCUUGUCAAGCCGCACAACUGGAAGAGCCAAACGCCUCACCUGCACAUCCUGACCGUCAAGACGACGUCCACGAAGGCUGCAACACUCAAACUAGCUCCAGGGCGCCACAUAUUCGCCUUCCAUGCCCGCGCAACGCUUGGCUACCACAUCCACCUCUGCAGCAGGUCGCCCUUUGUCUUCGGGAAUGAAGACACCAUCAUGUCCCAGUGUGCCAAGGAAAGUGCCUGCUUCACAGAGCAGGCCUCCUCCAUCAUGGAUCCUCUGUCCAGUUUAUUUGUGUCCUUCAAAGAUGGGCGUGACCAGCGGGCUCUCAGGAGAACCCUGGAAGAAGCUUACGUUCCCAAACACAUCAAGACGAUGCCUGAGAAAUGGGAACUGCAGAAGGUGUUUCACUCUGCAGUCUAUCACAUGCUUCAGGAGGCUCUGGGCCGGAGGCUCACGACAGAGGAGAACUUCGCUGUCAUGGCUCUCACUGCUGACCGCACUCUCUUGGCCGCCAUUACCCGAGGAGGGCAUUCUUCAUUGGAGGCGCGGGCAAAUCCACCAGAGAACUGGAGCCACCGCAAGCCAACAGAGGAGGAGGUCCGCGCGGCCAUCACUCUGCAGGCUGGAUUCAGACGACACUUGGUGCGAGAGAUGCUUCAGGCUUCCAAACAUGGCACCAAGGAGAACGUCAGCGCGGCUAGAGGCCUUGACAACAUGUGGUCGAUUGUGGAGCGGGAUGCUGACAGAAACGCUGCCUUCCUGCUUCUGUACACUAUCAACCACUACAAGACUGGAUCAGAACUGUAUCCCUGCCUGCAGGACGAAGUGACCCGAAUCUGCUUUAAUGAUUAUGUCAUUCCACUUCAGGAGCAGUGCAGUGGCUGGGCCUUGAUCUUCAGGGAAGUGUUCAUGAUUCCACAGCAGAUGUUGCUGAUCCCAAAGAUCGACUUCCCGUUCCCAAACUGUCUGCUGCACGUCAUUGAUAAUGACACUGGAGAAGAGCUGGACAUGCACUUCAAUAAAAUCCCUCCUCGUGUUUAUCAUCCCAAUAAGUUUGGCUAUACCUUUUUAGCAGAGGCGGUGACGCCUGAGGCUCCCCCUGCUGGCCUCCGAUGGAGGAUGCGUUUGAUCGGCACAAGAGAGCCACUCCCUCGACGGCUGACUGACGGCCCAUUCAACAGCUUUGCAGUGAAGGAAGUCAGGGAUUACUACGUUCCAAAUGAGAAAAAUGUCAUAUGCUGUUAUAUUGUCUCAGUGGAGACUGACGUCGUUGCAACGGUCCAGUUCCAGGCCUCCAAACGGGACGCCUUCAUUCGUCUUUCCAUUCUGGACGGGGAAAGGGAGGUUGCCAGCACUGCUGCCCGAGGCCACGCUUUGAUUCCAGUUGUUAACUUCAUGGCCAAUGAAACCCCCAGUGUCCCCACUGAAGAGACCCAGGCCUCCGAGGGAGAGCAAGUCAAAGAUGAAGACACUCCCCUGCAAAAAGACGCGGAGGACAGUUCAGCUGUGAAAUCAGACUCAUCGUCUGGCCAGUUCCAGCCUCCCACGGAGACAAUGGAUCAUAACUACAUGCUGAAGGCUGAGGUGCUUUAUCAGAGCUGGGAGCUGGACCAGUCUCAGCUGGCUGUUGGACAGAAGAAUGAAACCAAAGAGUCAACUAGUGAAGAGCAGCGAAGCGGCACGGCCAGAGUCUCCCGUAAAGUGGAAGCCGACAAAAGGAAGGGGAAGCCAUCGGCCAGGUCAAAAGCCUCCAUCAAGCAGGAAUCGACUUUGGACCUGAGCCGGCCCAACUGGACCCUGCGUGUGGUGGUGGAACAAAGCAAAGUUGAAGGCGUUUUGUUGAGGAAGGACGUGGAGAGAGUAGACCAGAUCAGAGCCAUGAAAAGAGCCUGGGAAACUGCAGAGGAAGGUCGCGCCGCCAAGGCCCACAACUCUCGCCUGGAGUUUCUCCGACAAUUCCAACCACAGAACACAGAAGCGCUCCCUCCUCAGGCUGAGGAGCCUGCUGCUGCUGAAGUUCCACCGUCUGCUCUGGAUGGAUCCGGUCCGGACAGCUUGGCUGUCUCAAGUGUGCACACCUUUCAUCCGAUGGAUGUGUCUCCCUUCAUCAGGCAUCAACUGGGGUCUGUGACUUUGCUGGACAGCCAACUGGAGGAGACCCGGAGGAAGGCGCGGUUGGAGAAGAUCCAGACAUAUCGACUGGUCAGGGACAAUGUGCUGGAGCACCGUGCGCGGCAGCUGCAGAUCCGGAAGGAGCUCAUGAGGCGCCAGCUGGAGACAUAUGACCAAAUGCAGGAGGACGUGUUGAAGAAUCGUAAACAUUACAUGGAGGAUCUAGAACUUCUCCGGGCUCAGCAUUUGACGCAGGAUACGGAAGAGCUGCACCUUCUUGGCCCCCCAGAGGAGGCGCAGUAGACAGGUUAUAGGAAGGUACCUCAGGGGUGUCCACCCUUCCUGGCUUCAGUUCUAACUUUAUAAGGUAGAUUUAUGUGACUAAUAGCAAAGGGCAACGUUAGAGGUGCUAAAAGGCUUUAGCUGAAGACAUUAUGUUAGUUUGGGUGUGUUUUUAUGUCCUGCCCUUCGUCGUGUUUUACCCUCCCAGCUCCGUCACUGUGAGGUUUUUAAUCAUGUUGGAGAGUUAAACUGACCACCCUGAAGGUAAGAGACAUAAACACGUACUGAAUAUCGCAACACUUGUCCGGUCAAUAGGACAUUACGGCUAUAAAAGUUUGUGCUGUUUAAAAGUCUGCCUCGCGAUCACUAAAAACAGCCAGAGAAAUACGACCGAGGAGUCACAUUGCCAGUUUUAAUCAUUUUUUUCAUGACAGUCUUUUGAUCCAAAUUCGACUUCUACUCUCCCGUUACACACUCAUGUUCUCAGUUUCCUAGUGUGAAGAGAGGGUCUCACAAAGUUCCAGUGGAACUUGUGUCAUAACUGAGAUUCAGAGAGUGGAACUCAGGGUCAUGUGACCGAAGAGAACAGCUUUACUGAAGUCAUUUCAUGACAUGGGUUUUGCAGGAAAACACUGGAGGAACACUGUUAAGGGAGUUUCUCUGGUUAGCUCUGUGUUGUUGCUAUAACACGGCUCCCUGCUUCCUCAUGUCCAGACUGUCUGAUGACCUCCUGUGAAGGUCCAUUCAUUGAUCACAUGACUCACUUGAAACAGCCUCAGUCUUGAUUAUUGAUCAGUUGAUUGAUCAAGCUUCGAAAAACGAAUGAAAGAUUAAGGUAAAAAGAUAAUUGAGGAGCAACACCAAUCUAAACAAAUAAAUGAUGCAUAUGUUCAUAUUUUAAUGAAGGGAGUUAUUGAGAUUUCAAGUACAAGACGGACAGCUUUAAAAUGAAGGGGAAUGCUGCCAUCUAGUGUCCAAUAGAAGUGUCGCGCGCUUCACGUGCCUCUGCUGUGAAUAUGCGUGUUGUUUUGUGUCUGUUCAGAGCUACGUUAUAUGCAUAUGAUCUAAUAUAAUAGCGAUACUUUGUCUCAAUGAAAAGAUAACUGUGAUGGAGACGAAGAAGGUCAACGCUUGAUUCCCCAGAGGAAGACUGCACUCGGUGGAAGGUUGCUUUCUUGUUACUUAAUGACUGAAAUGAAAUGAAAGUCAAAGGUCACCGACGUUUAAGUGUGAGAGU
Molecule: messenger RNA, 5677 nt
Organism: Synchiropus splendidus (mandarinfish)
Lineage: Eukaryota; Metazoa; Chordata; Actinopteri; Syngnathiformes; Callionymidae
Product: androglobin-like
Exons: 35
Coding region: 175-4461 (1428 amino acids)
Biological process (GO): proteolysis
Molecular function (GO): protein binding; calcium-dependent cysteine-type endopeptidase activity
Source: RefSeq, a predicted model, not a curated record